AUGUUCUUAUUUGGAUGCACUUUUUGUUCACAUCCUGAUGAUGGAACUCAUUGCGCAAUAAAAGAUGUUAAUAGCGGGCAAUGUGAAUGUGAACGUGCAAAUUAUGAUUCUCUUUUCUCUGCUUUUUUGACUGUUUUUCAGAUUUUGACUUGUGAGGAUUGGAAUAUGGUUUUGUUUAAUGGAAUGUCACAUACAACUCCAUGGGCAGCUCUUUAUUUUGUUACUCUUAUGACUUUUGGUAAUUAUGUCCUCUUUAAUCUUUUGGUUGCCAUUCUUGUUGAAGGCUUUCAAGAAAGCAAGGAGGAAGAAGCUCUCAAGAGAGCAGAGGAAGAGGAGAAUGAACGAAAAAUGGAAUUGGAAAUGCUUAUUGCCAGAACUACUUUAAAUGCCUUUUUGAAAAAGAAAUGUAGUUGUGGCCAAGACAAUAUUACAGUUGUUCGAGAACAAUUAGGAAAGAAAAUUAUUGAGAAUGAACGAAGGAAGUCUCGUCAAUUCUCAAUUUCUGUUGAUAACAAGGAUCUUAUGGAUGUUCGACAACAACAGAAACGCAGAAGAGAAAGCUAUGCACCUGGCAGAAGAUUAACAUGGCAAAGACAUUCAUCUCUAUCAGUGCCAAGAGGACCUCAUCUUGAUGGUAUGCAGCAGCUGUUAAUUAAUCCAAAGAAUUUUCAUCAACCUGUUGAGCAGUCCCAAUCAGAAGGAGAAAGGCCGCGAUUGGCGAGCUGGUCUAACUCGUUCAACUCGUCCCAUUCACUCAAUGUACAUUCCUCUCUCUUUGAUCCUCAGUGUCCAUUGCAUGGACAUCGCGCAAUUCUGGAAGCGUAUACACGAGAAAAAUAUCUCAAAGCAAGUGAAGAACUACAGCAUGCUUUGGCGGAAGAGCAAGAUAGAGUCCAACAAAAAAGAAAUAUUUGGUGGAGAAGAUUAUUUAGAAAAACCUUCUUGUAUAAGAGAUCGGAUCAUUCUUUGUUUUUGUUAUCAAGGAACAAUAUUAUUAGAGAGAAUUGUUUUCGUCUGACUCAACGCAAAUGCUUAAAUUGUGUUACUCUUGCAAUGGAAAGGCCAAGUAUUCCACCUCAAAGUGCCGAACGUUUUUUUCUUUCAAUAACUGGUUAUGCCUUUACUCUUAUAUUUACCCUUGAAAUGGUUGCUAAAAUUAUUGCAAAUGGUUGCUUUUAUGGUUCAGAUGCUUAUUUCAAGGAUGGCUGGAAUAUUUUGGAUGGUUGUUUGGUGUUGAUAUCAUUGGUUAAUGUUAUUAUGGAGAUUUUCGUUAGUGGAGGUGUCAAACUUGUUGUCAUGACUUUAAUCAGCUCUUUAAAGCCAAUUGGAAAUAUAGUUCUUAUAUGUUGCACUUUCUUCAUAAUUUUUGGCAUUCUUGGUGUGCAACUAUUUAAAGGAACAAUGUUCCAUUGUGUUGGAUCUCACGUUCAAAAUGUUAGUACACGUUCUGAAUGUCUUAUUGAUCCUAACAAUCGAUGGAUAAACCAUCGCUAUAAUUUUGAUAACCUCGGCCAGGCAUUGAUGUCACUUUUUGUUCUUUCAAGCAAAGAUGGAUGGGUCUCAAUAAUGUAUCAGGGUAUUGAUGCUGUUGGAGUUGAUAUGCAACCAAUAGAGAAUUAUAAUGAAUGGAGAAUGAUUUAUUUUAUUUCUUUUCUACUUCUUGUCGGCUUCUUUGUUUUAAAUAUGUUUGUUGGUGUUGUAGUUGACAAUUUCCAUAAAUGUAAGGAAACACUCGAAGCAGAAAUGCGCGAAAAGGCACAAAAAAAGAAAAUGAAGAGACGCUUAAAACGUCAACAAUUUGCCGAAAUUGAACAUAUUAAGAAGAAAAAAGAAAAAGUCAAAUCACAUCCAUAUUGGGCAAAAUAUGGGCGAAGACGUGCAAUUAUAAAUAAUGUGGUUACAAGCAAAUAUUUUGAUUUGGCAAUAUCUGCAGUUAUUGGAUUAAAUUUGGAAGCUGCAGCAAAACUUUAUGCUCUUGGAUUUGGUCGUUUUUUCGCUGAACGUUGGAAUCAAUUAGAUAUGUUUAUUGUGCUCCUUUCUAUUGCUGGCAUUAUAUUUGAAGAAUUUGAAGCUUUAGAAUUACCUAUAAAUCCAACAAUAAUUCGUGUUAUGCGAGUUCUUCGAAUUGCUAGAGUAUUAAAAUUAUUAAAAAUGGCAAAAGGCAUAAGAUCACUUCUAGAUACUGUUGGUGAAGCAUUACCUCAAGUCGGCAAUCUUGGCUCACUUUUCUUCCUACUUUUCUUUAUAUUUGCUGCACUUGGCGUUGAACUAUUUGGACGAUUAGGAAUGGCUUUUUUAACACUUUUUCGUAUUGCGACUGGUGAUAAUUGGAAUGGGAUUAUGAAGGACGCAUUACGAGAUGAUUGUGAUCCAUCGGAUCGUUGUGAGAGAAAUUGUUGUGUGGAUCCAAUUUUAGCUCCAUGCUUUUUUGUUAUUUUUGUUCUUAUAUCACAAUUUGUUCUUGUUAAUGUAGUUGUUGCUGUUUUGAUGAAACACUUGGAAGAAAGUACAAAAAGAGAUGAUGCUGCUGAAGGCAAGACAAAAGGAUUACAAGAUUUGGAUAAGCCAUUGGAGAAAGGACUCACAAUAGAAGCUGAUUCAUCAUCACAAAAAGACGACGACGAAGAUAAAAGUGAAGAAGAAGAUCAGAACGGUGUUGAUGAUGAGGAAGAUGAUGCCGAUCCAUUAGGAAUUUCUGAAAUUGAGAGGGAUUUAAUUGAAGUUGAGGAAUGCCUAGUUCGUUCCGGACAACAAUCAGCAUCUUUAAGUCUCCCACGUCCAUCACUCACCGUAUUCGAUGUUACUUCACAUUUAAUGCCUAAAAAUGAUAAUAAAACUCUACGUAGACAACGCUCUUCACCUAGUCAAAGGAUUAUGGCUCAACAUUCAUUUAAUUCUAAUUUUGAAGGCUCAAUUCCUACAACAAGAUAUUCUUUGCGCCAAAAAAUGCCUCUUGUAUCUUCUAAAUUUAAUGAAAAUGAUGGAGAUGAAGACGAAGAAGAGGACACUUUAGCAAUUUUUGAUGAAGAGUUUGGAACAACAACAGAAAGGCAAAGUUUUGGAGCACCAAGUGAGGUAGUUUUAGCUGAAAUUGAGGAAAGAUUGGAAGAGGAUGAGUAAAAGGAAAGUGAUAUUUGGGUAG
This is a messenger RNA of Meloidogyne enterolobii, 3142 nucleotides long. The record is from the annotation of a GenBank genome assembly. Lineage: Eukaryota; Metazoa; Nematoda; Chromadorea; Rhabditida; Meloidogynidae.